AUGAAGUUCAACUCUGCCGACUUUCCGAUUAUGAAGAGGAUGUUGGUGGCUCGGGAGGAAGGGAUAUACUAUGAGAUGGAGAAGAACAGCCUGGCCGAUACAUGGGAUAGGUUGCUGGAGUAUUACAGCGAAAAGAUCCUAGAGGAGCACAAAGAAGAGAUUGAAGAAGAGGAGCUUUACAGAAUACUUUGCAAGGCAAGGGUGGAAGCGGAAACAGGGAGAAGGGUAUAUGAGCUAAUUGAUAAAGAUGUGCUUGAGACACACAAAGUGAAACCACGGAGUGUAGACAGGUGUGAAUUCAAGACAUAUAUUCUGGACUCGUGCAUCAGGAUAUUAAGAAAGGGGAUUUCUGAACUUAAAGAUGGGAUUGAAAAGGAAUCAAGAGUCUGGUCAAAAGUGGAAGGAGCUAGCAUGCCUGUAAGGCUAGUGAGAGGAAAGGUUCAAGUCUAUGUAACAGAGACGGAAUAUCUAGUAGUGAAUGAGGAAGGAGACUAUGUUUACCCAAGUGAUUGGAAUGCUCAAGGAGUGACAUGCAAGAUUAGAUAUAUGGAUGUUCAUUUGGAAUGUUCUGUGCUUCCAAGGAACAGCAUGGAUAAGAUAGAAAUGGUUAAGGAGUACUUUCUUGAAAGAUCAAUUAUUCAGAAAUUUAUUCGAAAUGACAUUGAGAUCGAGAUAACUCCAAUGGAAAAUCCUUCGGAAAGGGAAGACAUAAUCUGCAAGUAUGUAGUUUGCCAUCUAAAGAGAGGAAAGAGCAUCAAAGAGAUAUUUGAAAAAGUCAAUCUCUAUCUUUCAAGAAAGCUUGUUGAUAUCAUUGUCUCUGGAAGUAAGAAAUGCACUGUCUUAAGGUACAGUGGCCAUGUUCUUGAGGACGGAUUACCCGAGGUAUUUUUUGUACUUACGGAUAACAAGGUCGUCAAAGCCAUGAGACAACAGCCAGGGAAGUUUGAGAUAUUUGUAAAUGAAGUUCCGAUUAGAUCCUUUCGAAAUUAUAUCUCAAGAGAGGAGCCUUGA
Encephalitozoon intestinalis ATCC 50506 is the source of this 1011-nucleotide messenger RNA. RefSeq lists its product as uncharacterized. NCBI's taxonomy places the organism in Eukaryota, Fungi, Microsporidia, Unikaryonidae. The transcript has a single exon. The record is from RefSeq and is a predicted model, not a curated record. The coding region runs from base 1 to 1011 and encodes 336 amino acids.